CAGCAGCAGCUGGCGGACACGCGGCUGCGGUUCCUCAACGGCGUGCAGGCGGCGUACUGGAGCAUGCUGGAGGAGGGGCGUGUCAACCAGACGGCCGCCAUGCUGCUCAUGCAGGCCGUGGCCGAGGCCAUCGACCACACCGUGCAGGGCCGCCGCCUGCUGCUGUGGCCCGCCAUGCGGCCGCACGUGCGCAUGCCGCGCUACUUCCGCGCGCUGCACCGCGCGCUGCGCCCCCUGCUGCCGCAGCGCGCGCUCAACUGGGUGACGGUGGACCGCCUGGAGCUGGCCGCCUCCAUGUCCGCCGCGUACAUCCGCGCGCUCCGGCAGACCAGGCAGCAGCUGCGGGAGUUCCUCAAGGACAGCCCCAUCCUGGAGGCGGUGGUGCUGGAGAGCGAGGAGGAGGAGAAGGAGGCGAAGAAGUUUCUGGAGGACGUGCGCCUCAACGUGCCCGAGGUGCUGACGAUCAUCAAAACGAAGCAGGUGACGCACGCCAUCCUGCAGGAGCUGCACGGCUACGUGGAGAACCUCGACCACUCGGGGCUGCUGGACCAGAAAGAGGUCGUGCUGCUGCACAACGCCGUCACGGCGGACCUGAAGAAGCUGCAGCGCAGUCCGCCCUUUGUGGCCAUGCUGCCGGCGGAGGAGGUGUUGUUGCGGCAGCCGCUCAUCGGCGCGCUGCCGGUGGACAUCCGCCUGGCGCUGCUGCAGCCGCUCAAGGAGGCCACCAAGCUGUCCGACUCCACGCUCUUCCAAGAGGGGCAGCCCGCCGAGGGCGUCUGGCUCAUUGCCUCUGGCACCGCCAAGUGGACGUCCAAGGCAGCGGAGGCGGAGGCGGAGGCGCACGGGCAGCACUUGAUUCCGCCGCUGUUUGCGCACGGCAGCUCGGUGGGGCUGUAUGAGACGCUGCGCGGGUGCGCGCACCAGUACUCGGUGGUGGCGGACAGCGUGCUGCACUGCUUCUUCAUCGAUCGGCAGCGCAUCCUGGCGGCCAAGGACAGCAGCGACGCCAUCCAGGACUUCCUCUGGAAGGAGAGCUGUUUGGAGGUGGCGCGGGUGCUGCGCCCCAUGGAGUUCGGCGCCCUCUCCAUGCACGACCUGCGAGUGCUCUUCGCUUCCUCCGCCCGCCUGCUCACCAUCGCCCCCCACACCGCCAUCCACCUGGCGCCCUGCGAGGUCGCGCUGCUGCUGCUGGGGGCCGUGCGCCUGCCGGGGGAGGGGGUUGAGGGCGACGGGGGGGAUGGUGGUGGGGCAGCAGGGAGGGCGAGAGGGGGAGGGAGAGGAGAAGGGCGGGCGUGUUGACGAGCUGCCAGCUGCUGAUGCGUGGGGCAGCCCUCAAGGGGCAGCGGCCAAUCAGCCUGCAGCAGCGGUCAGCCGUCAGAUGACUCCCCACGCUGGGUCCCCCGCCGCCGCUCCUCUUGCGCCCGCGUCGUCCCCGCCAGCUGUACCACCCAUCUCCCCUCCUCAGCGCAUGGCGCUAGGUGCUUUCUCCGCCGACAGCGCUGGCAACCACAGCAGCCGGGAGGGCAGCGUGAACGGCAACAUGACGGAGAGCAGCUUUGAGGACAAGGCAUCCGUGUCGGUGUCAGUGUCGGUGUCCGCCAGCAUGUCGGACGUGCCUGAUGGCGGGCCUGAUGGCAGGCCACACGCGCAGUGGGCAGGCAAGGAGGCGGAGGGGCAGGCGGCGCGCAAGGUGAGGAGCGAGGGCGGGGAGCAGGGCGGGGCCAGCAGCGGCAGCAGGGGCGGCUUCUUCAGAACGAGGAGCGAGGUGCUCAAGAGCGGGUUCAGGAGUCUUUCCAAGGGCAGUCAGCGCCUCGUGCGCGCCAUAAGCUCCAAGGACCGCGAUGGUGACAGGGGCGGGUGGCAGAGCGGCAGGGAGGGGGGGGCAGCCGGGAGGAGAUGGAGCUGGGGGUGAUAGUGGAGGACGGCCGGAUCGUGAGCAUCAACGCGCCCGCGUACCUCACCCCGCAGCCCACCACGGCUGGUGA
Molecule: messenger RNA, 1985 nt
Organism: Closterium sp. NIES-67
Lineage: Eukaryota; Viridiplantae; Streptophyta; Zygnematophyceae; Desmidiales; Closteriaceae
Source: the annotation of a GenBank genome assembly